Messenger RNA from Hansenula anomala, 1272 nucleotides. It is a transcript of the gene RIO2, whose product is annotated as protein kinase RIO2. The transcript has a single exon. Lineage: Eukaryota; Fungi; Ascomycota; Saccharomycetes; Phaffomycetales; Wickerhamomycetaceae. The record is from RefSeq and is a predicted model, not a curated record. Gene Ontology annotation, molecular function: protein serine/threonine kinase activity; ATP binding. The coding region runs from base 1 to 1272 and encodes 423 amino acids. Gene Ontology annotation, cellular component: nucleus; cytosol; preribosome, small subunit precursor. Gene Ontology annotation, biological process: protein phosphorylation; maturation of SSU-rRNA.
AUGAAACUAGAUAUCUCUCACAUGAGAUACUUGACACCGGAUGAUUUCCGUGUGCUUACAGCUGUGGAAAUGGGUUCUCGUAACCAUGAAGUUGUUCCAACUCAAAUGAUUCAUCAAAUAGGUGGUUUAAGAUCUAUAUCAGGUACAAACAGAUGUAUUUCAGAUCUUGCUAAACUGAAAUUGAUCCAAAAAUUAAGAAAUGCCAAAUAUGAUGGUUAUAGAAUGUCAUUUUCAGGUUACGAUUAUCUUGCAUUAAAAUCAAUGUUGAAUAGAGGUACAGUUUAUUCAGUUGGUACUACUAUUGGUGUUGGUAAAGAAUCUGAUAUUUACUCUACAUCUGAUAAAAACAGUCAUAAAAAAGUUUUGAAGAUUCAUCGUUUAGGUAGAACUUCAUUCAAGACUGUUAAAAACAAUCGUGAUUAUUUAAGAAAUAGAUCAUCAGGUAGUUGGAUGUAUCUUUCAAGGUUAGCUGCUAAUAAAGAAUAUCAAUUCAUGAGUACACUUUUCACAAAUGGAUUCUCAGUUCCUGAACCAUAUGAUUAUUCACGUCAUUGUGUGUUGAUGCAGUGGAUUGAUGGGUUCCCAAUGAGACAAUUGAGAGAACAUUCAGAUCAUAAAAAAUUGUAUUCAGACUUGAUGAAAUUCAUUGUAAAAUUGGCAAACCAUGGGCUUAUACAUUGUGAUUUCAAUGAAUUUAAUAUUAUUAUUGUUAAUGAAGAUGCAUUGGAUAAAUAUCAAGAUAAUUUCAUUGUUAUUGAUUUCCCUCAAUGUAUUUCCAUUGAACACACAGAUGCAGAAUCUUAUUUCAACCGUGAUGUUGAAUGUAUUAGAAGAUUUUUCAGAAAGAAGUUAAAUUAUGACCCAAUUACAGACUCUACUAUGGUUGAUACAGAUGGUUAUGGUGAAGGUUUCAAAUACUUGUAUCCAGAUUUCAAAAGAGAUGUCAAAAGAGUGGCAGAUUUGGAUGUUGUUGUGGAGGCAUCUGGUUAUAGCAAGAAGAAAAAGAAUGAUAAUGAUUAUGAAGCUGCUGUGGAAAGUAUGAGAAUUGGUGUUGAAGAAACUAACGAUGAUUUUGAAGUUGUCGGUGAAGACGAAGAGCCAGAAGAUGAUUAUUCUGAAGAAGAUUAUGAAGAUUACAGUGAGGAAGAAGAUAGUACAGAAGAGGAUAGUGAAGCUGAAGAGGAAGAAAACGAACGUAUUAUCGAAGCAUUACAGCAUGGUGUUGAAAACUUGAAGAUGGAUAAAUUGGGUAAUUACAUUCUGGAUGAAUAG